This is a messenger RNA of Anopheles coustani, 1107 nucleotides long. It is a transcript of the gene Ing5, whose product is annotated as inhibitor of growth protein 4. NCBI's taxonomy places the organism in Eukaryota, Metazoa, Arthropoda, Insecta, Diptera, Culicidae. Bases 136 to 996 code for a protein of 286 amino acids. The transcript is spliced from 5 exons. Gene Ontology annotation, biological process: regulation of DNA-templated transcription. The record is from RefSeq and is a predicted model, not a curated record. Gene Ontology annotation, cellular component: nucleus.
GGCGACUAGAAAGGAAAACAAAGCUAGCCAAAAAGGAAACAAACAACGAAUCUGCAUGCGUUCUACUGUUCGAUACGGCAUAUAAGCGCUUCUAAAGACUAAACGGGGCCUCCGUGAUCAAGUGAAAUAUAUAAAAUGACGUCAGCUUUGUACUUGGAGCAUUAUCUAGAUGGUUUGGAGCAUCUACCGAACGAGCUGAAGCGUAACUUCACGCUGAUGCGUGAUCUGGAUUCGCGUGCCCAGGUGCUGAUGAAAUCCAUCGACGAGAAGGCGAACGAGUUUAUGAAGUCGCUGGUCAACUCGAAGGAGAACUUUUCGGACGAGGUGAAGAAGGAAAAACUGCAAGCCAUUCAGGAUUUGUUCAACAAAGCGAAAGAGUACGGUGACGACAAGGUGCAGUUGGCGAUACAGACGUACGAGCUGGUGGACAAGCACAUUCGCCGGUUAGACUCCGAUUUAGCACGAUUUGAGGGUGAAAUUCAAGACAAAACACUCAACGCCAGAGAAAAGUCCGAAGAGAACGUCACCAAGAAGGGUCGCAAAAAGGUUAAGGAUGGUAAAAAUGCGGCCAAAAAGAAACGUACACAUUCGUCGGAAGAUGAAGCCAGACCCGCUGGAAACGGAGGACCGUCAACGAGUGGAACAAACAGUGGCGCUACGAAUUCGAAUGGCAAGGGCAAAAACACGAAGAAGCAGAAGGUAAAUCAAGAAAAAGAAGGUCGCAAAGGGCAAAAUAAGAAGAAUGCCGAAAACGACGACAAUGCCCAAGACGGUGGUCAUUCUACUCCACAUCCCAGCGACGUGCUCGACAUGCCAGUGGAUCCAAACGAGCCCACGUACUGCUUGUGUCACCAGGUGUCCUACGGCGAAAUGAUUGGCUGCGAUAAUCCGGAUUGUCCAAUCGAGUGGUUCCAUUUUGCGUGCGUUGGUCUGACGAUAAAACCGAAAGGCAAAUGGUUCUGCCCGAAAUGUUCACAGGAUCGCAAGAAAAAAUAAGCCCGGUACUGUUGGCUGCCUCGUUUGUGUAAAUUUUUAGGUUCAUCAACAAAAGAACAUUAAACAUAUGGUAGUUUUCUUCUGUAUUUUAACAUUUCCCUUUUCCCUUAU